Messenger RNA from Tupaia belangeri chinensis (Chinese tree shrew), 2328 nucleotides. It is a transcript of the gene SLC45A1, whose product is annotated as solute carrier family 45 member 1. NCBI's taxonomy places the organism in Eukaryota, Metazoa, Chordata, Mammalia, Scandentia, Tupaiidae. Gene Ontology annotation, cellular component: membrane. The transcript is spliced from 9 exons. Gene Ontology annotation, molecular function: sucrose:proton symporter activity. The annotation marks the transcript as partial. The record is from RefSeq and is a predicted model, not a curated record. Gene Ontology annotation, biological process: transmembrane transport.
GGGCCCCGAGCUGCACCCGGGGCAGGCAGGAGCCCAGCCUGGGAAAGGGAUGCCUCCCGUCUCGGACCACAGGGACACCCGCCCGGCCUCUCCACGAUGAUCCCCCCCGCGAGCAGCACCCCUCCGGGAGAGGCCCUCUUCCCCAGUGCUGCUCCUCAGGAUUUCUGGAGGUCGCAGAUCUCGGGUUACUCGGGGUCUGUGACACGGCACAUCAGCCACCGGGCCAACAAUUUCAAACGACACCCCAAGAGGAGGAAGUGCAUUCGUCCCUCUCCACCCCCGCCCCCCAACACCCCAUGUCCGAUUGAGCUGGUGGACUUUGGAGACCUGCACCCCCAGAGGUCCUUCCGGGAGCUGCUCUUCAACGGCUGCAUUCUCUUUGGCAUCGAGUUCAGCUACGCCAUGGAGACGGCGUAUGUGACCCCGGUCCUCCUGCAGAUGGGCCUGCCCGACCAGCUCUACAGCCUGGUGUGGUUCAUCAGCCCCAUCCUCGGAUUCCUACUGCAGCCUCUGUUGGGUGCUUGGAGUGACCGAUGUACCUCAAGGUUUGGAAGGAGACGCCCUUUCAUUCUUGUCCUGGCGAUAGGGGCGUUGCUGGGCCUGUCGCUCUUGCUAAAUGGCAGGGACAUCGGCAUCGCCCUGGCUGACACAACCAGCAACCACAAGUGGGGUAUCCUCCUGACCGUGUGCGGGGUCGUGCUGAUGGACUUCAGCGCCGACUCGGCCGAUAACCCCAGCCACGCCUACAUGAUGGACGUGUGCAGUCCUGCAGACCAGGACAGAGGCCUGAACAUCCACGCUCUCCUGGCCGGUCUCGGAGGAGGGUUUGGAUAUGUGGUCGGGGGAAUCCACUGGGAUAAAACCAGCUUUGGGAGAGCCCUGGGGGGACAGCUCCGCGUCAUUUACAUCUUCACUGCUGUCACCCUGAGCGUCACCACCGUCCUGACCCUGGUCAGCAUCCCUGAGAGGCCCCUGCGGCCCCUGGGAGAGAAGAGGACACCCAUGAAGAGCCCCAGCCUCCCGUUGCCUCCCUCCCCGCCCGUCCUGCUGGAGGAAGGUGCUGGUGACCCGCUCCCCCCACAAGCGGCCGCCAACCUGUACGCGAGCUUCUCCAGCCCCAUCUCCCCGCUCAGCCCCCUCACGCCCAAGUAUGGCAGUUUCAUCAGCCGGGACAACUCCUUGACGGGCAUUAACGAGUUUGCGUCGUCAUUUGGCACCUCCAACAUAGACAGCGUCCUCAUCGACUGCUUCACGGGCGGCCAGGACAACUACCUGGCCAUCCCCAGCAGCGUCCCGAGACAGGCCAUCAGUGUCAGCUUUCCCCGGGCCCCCGACGGCUUCUACCGCCAGGACCACGGGCCUCUGGGGAGGAGGGAGGGUGCCCUGACGUCCGGCUCCGAUGGAGACAUUUUAAGGGUGGGCUCCCUGGACACAUCCAAACCACGGUGCUCUGGGAUUCUGAAGAGACCCCAGACCUUGGCUAUCCCAGAUGCGGCUGGAGGAAGUGGGCCGGAAACUAGCAGGAGAAGGAACGUGACCUUCAGCCAGCAGGUGGCCAACAUCUUGCUCAACGGCGUGAAGUACGAGAGCGAGCUGACCGGCUCCGGGGAGCAGGCGGAGCAGCCGCUGUCGGCGCGGCGUCUCUGCGCCACCAUCUGCAACAUGCCCAAGGCGCUGCGCAACCUCUGCGUCAACCACUUCCUGGGGUGGCUGUCGUUCGAGGGGAUGCUGCUCUUCUACACGGACUUCAUGGGCGAGGUGGUAUUCCAGGGCGACCCCAAAGCGCCGCACAUGUCAGAAGAGUAUCAGAAGUACAGCAGUGGCGUCACCAUGGGCUGCUGGGGCAUGUGCAUCUAUGCCUUCAGCGCUGCCCUCUACUCAGCUGUCCUGGAGAAGCUGGAAGAAGUCCUCAGCAUCCGCACCCUCUACUUCAUCGCCUAUCUCGCCUUUGGCCUGGGGACGGGGCUCGCCACCCUGUCCAGGAACCUCUACGUGGUCUUGUCCCUCUGCAUAACCUAUGGGGUUUUAUUCUCCACCCUGUGCACGCUGCCCUACUCGCUCCUCUGCGAUUACUACCAGAGUAAGAAGUUCGCAGGGUCCAGCGCAGACGGCACCCGGCGAGGCAUGGGUGUGGACAUCUCCCUGCUGAGCUGCCAGUACUUCCUGGCCCAGAUUCUGGUCUCCCUAGUUCUGGGGCCCCUGACCUCGGCCGUGGGCAGCGCCAACGGGGUGAUGUACUUCUCCAGCCUCGUGUCCUUCCUGGGUUGCUUGUACUCCUCCCUGUUUGUCAUUUAUGAAAUUCCUCCCAGUGACACCACCGGGGACGAG